This is a messenger RNA of Oncorhynchus gorbuscha (pink salmon), 1988 nucleotides long. RefSeq names its product sialoadhesin-like. Lineage: Eukaryota; Metazoa; Chordata; Actinopteri; Salmoniformes; Salmonidae. The coding region runs from base 211 to 1749 and encodes 512 amino acids. The transcript is spliced from 2 exons. The record is from RefSeq and is a predicted model, not a curated record.
UUUCGUUCAACUGUGUGCUGCCAGACAUUUUGAAGAUAUCCGUUGAGCAUCGUUUCCAAAGUGCAAGUAUCAUUGUGAUUAUUUACUUCACUAAUUACAUUUAUCUCAAUUCACACAGCUUCAAACCCCAAGACCUCUGAUCCCAUUUGUCAAAAGGCUUUUCAACUUCUGGGAAAGUUUGUUGACAUUGAGGUAACUGCAGAGAUCCCCAUGACACUGACAGGAAGAACUCUUUUUGGACUGUUUCUCUUCAUACCAGGUCUUCUGUCUGUGAACAUGAUGAAUUUCACCUGUGCAAAGUUGACUAUCUGUGCAUUACAGGGACAAACUGUGAAAGUAAGAUGCCUCCAUCAAACAACUACCAAAAGUAAAUACCAACACCUCUACUGGUUUAAAAAAAAACAGAUGUGGAAAUGGAGGAACAAGAGUAUACCUGAGGACCUCUCCACAGACCCAGAAUAUAAAGGUCGUUUGACGUUUGGUGGCAGAUCUUUCCUUGAAAUAAGAGAUAUUAGAAAGAGUGAUGAGGGUGUCUACCGCUUUAGAUUUAAGGCAGAGUCCUCUGGAUGGAUAAAUAGUGUACCUGGAAUCAAGUUGAUUGUCACAAGUCUGCAGAUAAAGAAGGAUUCUGUGACAAAUGGACAGGGGGUGAAACUGACCUGUACCACUAACUGCACUCUGAGUGACGACCCCACCUACAUCUGGUACAAGAACGCUAAAAUGGUUCCAUACACCAACACCUUCAGCCUGUCCCUCAACUCAUUCAAUAGCAGGUAUACAGGCAGCUACUCCUGUGCUAUAAAGGGCUAUGAGGAUCUCCGUGCUCCUGCAGUGUGUCUACAAAGAAACUGUUUGGAUGUGAGUUACACCCCCAAGACAAUCUGUGGCUUCCCUGGGUCAUAUGUAGACCUACCUUGCACUUACACAUUCCCCAGAGGUCUCGAUAUCUCAGAGACACUUUGGGUGAAUAGUACAGACCUCAGAAUGGAGCCUGAAGAUCUGACUCGGCACCCGGAGUAUGUGGGUCGUGUGGAAUAUCGUGGCAACGGUAGUGACUGCACCCUGAGAAUCACAGAUUUGAGAAAGAGCGACUCGUCCAAGUACAGGUUCCUGUUAAAAACGCAAGGGACUUACUUCAAUUCGCCAGCGGUCUCCCUGUCUGUCACAGACUUAUAUGUGCAUGUAUAUCCUGACGUCGUGGACCAAGGAGCCUCUGUGUCGAUCUGGUGUCAUACCCAGUGUGGUCUUCCGCAAGGCUUUGGGGGCUUCAUCUUGUACAAAGACGGACAACGCAUAACCAGCCCAAAUGGUGAAAAAGGUUACAUAACAAUCCACACAGUCAGCAGUGAGGAUGCAGGUAGCUACUCCUGUGCACUGAUUGGUCAGGAGAAGUUACCCUCCCUGGAAGCUACACUCACCGUCACUGAAGGACCAGUGUCUGUGUUAUUUUUUGUUCUGGUGGUGGUGGUUCUCCUGACUGUCGCAGCUCUUCUGGUCUUUACCUUUAGCACACUGAAAAGGAGAAACGUGGGAGGGCAUGAUAUUAGAAUGAACGUCCAAACUGUCAAUAAUGAUGGCGCUCAUCUAGAUGUCAGUAGGAGGGAGAGCUCCCCCAACUAUGAAAACGUUGAACAUAUCUAUGCGGACCCAGAUGAGUUUGAUGACACGUACACAGCUCUUCGGCGGGGGCAUUGGCACUCCGUGUAUGACAUCAUCCAGAGGAGGGAGUCACCACAGAACCUGGACUAAGACUCAUCCAGAGUCUUACAAGUAUCUGGGGUGGAUACGGGGGUAGAUAUGGUGGGAACAUGUGGGUGUGAGCAUGUGUGAUGUCAUUAAUGUUUGUGGAAAUGUAUGUAAAAGUUACGUUUUUUAUUGUUUAUUGUAAAAAAAAUAAAAAAAAUAAAAAGAAUAAUACAUAAAUAAAUAAAUAUAUAGUACCAGUCAAAAGUUGAUUUAUUUGACUAUUUUCUACACUAUAGAAUAAU